Drosophila nasuta is the source of this 532-nucleotide messenger RNA. RefSeq names its product lysozyme. The transcript has 2 exons. The record is from RefSeq and is a predicted model, not a curated record. Lineage: Eukaryota; Metazoa; Arthropoda; Insecta; Diptera; Drosophilidae. Gene Ontology annotation, molecular function: lysozyme activity. The coding region runs from base 9 to 521 and encodes 170 amino acids.
AAUAUAAAAUGUUGAGAAACUUAAGCUUUAUGUUGAAUGGCUGCUUAGUUUUGUCUGCAAUAUUUGCGUAUUCUGUGGAUAAGAAACCCAUCACAGAAUCCUGCUUGACCUGCAUGUGUGAGGCAUUAAGUGGAUGCAAUGAUACUGCGAUUUGUGUGAAUGGAGCAUGUGGAAUCUUUCGACUCACCUGGGACCAGUGGGUCGAUUGUGGACGCUUGACGCUGGCCGGAGAAUCGCCCUUAUCAGAAAGCUCAUUCAUAAACUGUGCAAAUGAUCCACAUUGUGCGGCGGAUUCCUUGCAGAACUAUAUGGUUAAGUAUGGCCAGGACUGCAAUAAUGAUGACAAGGAGGAUUGCCUGGACUAUAAUGCCAUUCACUACAUGGGCCCAUUCAGUUGUCGCAAGCAUAUGCCCUUCAAUUAUGAGCACACCUUCAAAAAGUGCAUCAAGCAAGUGCAACGUGAGGAAGAAGAGAAGCAGCAGCAGCAGAAACAACAACAAGAGCAAAAACAACCGGCUUGAAUUAAUUAGAU